CGCCAACGGAGACACUUUCCGAAGCACCUCGUUCAACUUCCUUGUAGGACGAACCACAGUUGGCAGGAUCGUACAUGAUACGUGCGAAGCAAUAUGGAAUUGCCUUCAAGGGGAGUACCUUGCUUUUCCCUCAACAACUGAAGAGUGGAGACAGAUUGCAUCGGAUAUGGAGAGAAGGUGGAAUUUUCCUAACUGCAUCGGCUGCAUAGAUGGCAAACACGUGAUGAUUGAGAGCCCUGCCAACUCGGGCUCUACAAAUUAUAACUACAAGGGGACAUUUAGCGUCGUGCUCCUUGCUCUUUGUGAUGCGCAGUACCGGUAAAAACGGACCCAAUUUUCUCUUCCCUGGGUUAAAUGUCUCUACUCUGCUGUUCGUUGCAGCUUUACAUAUGUGGACAUGGGGCACCUCGGAGGUGAAAGCGAUGCAGGCAUCUUUUCUCGGUCACGGCUGUUGCAAGUGCUCCAGAACAAUGAAUUUGGAAUCCCUGGACCAAGGAAUGUUGGGUCAGCUGGGCCAAUUCCUCACUGUAUAGUUGGGGACGAGGCCUUUCCCCUCUCAACGUUUUUAAUGAGGCCAUACUCAGGAAGAGCUGCGUGUGGUUAUCAACAAAAGGCAUUCAACUAUCGUCUGUCUCGAGCGAGACGGCUCAUAGAGAAUUCUUUCGGCAUCUUAGCCAAUCGUUGGAGAAUACUGAGACGACCAUUUAAGGCAAAGCCGGAAAAUGUGGAGAGUAUCAUAAAACCCUGCGUCGUCCUCCACAACUUCGCGUUAAAGACUUCGCCUGCGUCCUCCAUGCUGUACAACCCACCAGGAUACACUGACUACGAAGACUCGGUGGGAAAUGUACGUGAAGGCGCAUGGCGAAGGGUUAGCAGGCAGCUGGGAUCGCUGCACGAGCUCGGAGGAGUAGGCUUCACUCAAAAAGGACAGCUGCAGAAGUGCGUGACAAACUUGCACUGUACUUUUCAACAGAAGGGAAAGUGCCGUCGCAAGAUAACCACAUAUAAAUCCAGGUAA
This is a messenger RNA of Ornithodoros turicata, 1018 nucleotides long. RefSeq lists its product as uncharacterized. The record is from RefSeq and is a predicted model, not a curated record. The transcript has 5 exons. Lineage: Eukaryota; Metazoa; Arthropoda; Arachnida; Ixodida; Argasidae. Bases 398 to 1018 code for a protein of 206 amino acids.